UCCAGGACGCUGAGGGCGCUGAUUGGCUGAGGCCCCUGCAGCAAGGCUUCUGGUGAGCUUCCGAGCCCUGGACUUGGUGUCAAGUCUACAGACAGUGAACCAGGGCUUGGGGCUCCAGUCUCCUCACCUGGGACUCGCGGUGGCCUGGUACCUUGGCAGGCUGCACAUCUGAAGUGGGCUCUUUAGUCCUGGAGUUCCUAGAUCUUCUCACACCCACCAUGAAUACCUCUCAUUUCAUGGCCUCCCUCUUCCCAGGAUCCCUACAGGGUAAGAAUGGGACCAACCCACUGGAUUCCCUCUAUAAUUUCUCUGAUGGCUGCCAGGAUUCGGCAGACCUGUUAGCCUUCAUCAUCACCACCUACAGCAUUGAGACCAUCUUGGGGGUCCUGGGAAACCUCUGCUUGAUAUUUGUGACCAUAAGGCAAAAAGAAAAGUCCAAUGUGACCAACCUACUCAUUGCCAACCUGGCCUUCUCUGACUUCCUCAUGUGCCUCAUCUGCCAGCCACUCACAGUCACCUACACCAUCAUGGACUACUGGGUCUUUGGUGAAGUCCUUUGCAAGAUGUUAACUUUCAUCCAGUGUAUGUCGGUGACAGUCUCCAUCCUCUCACUGGUCCUUGUGGCCCUGGAGAGGCACCAGCUCAUUAUCAAUCCAACAGGCUGGAAACCUAGUAUUUUCCAGGCCUACCUGGGGAUUGGGGUCAUCUGGUUCAUCUCUUGUUUCCUCUCCUUGCCUUUCUUGGCCAAUAGCAUCCUGAACGACCUCUUCCACCACAAUCACUCUAGGGUUGUAGAGUUUCUGGAAGACAAGGUCGUCUGCUUUGUGUCCUGGUCCUCAGAUCAUCACCGUCUCAUCUAUACCACCUUUCUGCUGCUCUUUCAGUACUGCAUCCCUCUGGCCUUUAUCCUGGUCUGUUAUGUACGCAUCUACCAGCGCCUGCGGAGGCAGAGGCUUGUGUUCCAAGGGCACACUUGCAGCUCACGAGUGGGGCAGAUGAAGCGGAUCAAUGGCAUGCUCAUGGCAAUGGUGACUGCCUUUGCAGUUCUCUGGCUGCCUCUGCAUGUGUUCAACACUCUGGAGGACUGGUACCAGGAAGCCAUCCCCGCUUGCCAUGGCAACCUUAUCUUCUUGGUGUGCCACCUGUUUGCCAUGGCUUCCACCUGUGUCAACCCUUUCAUCUAUGGCUUUCUCAACAUCAACUUCAAGAAGGAUAUCAAGGCUCUGGUGCUGACCUGCCAUUGCAGGUCACCUCGAGGGGAAACUGAACAUCUGCCCCUGUCCACCGUGCACACAGACAUCUCCAAAGGAUCUAUGAGGAUGGGUAGCAAGUCUAACUUCAUAUAGUCAUGUCUGGGCUUUUCCCUACCAUUUUCUUUUGACAUACCCUUUCACUUAGCUAAGUAUACACACUGCAAGCUGCGAUGGCAUCGUGUCAUUUCUGGCUUUUGGGGCCCAGAUAGGCUGGCAAGAGACUUGAACCUUGACAUUCAGCUGGUUUAGCUAUUUGCUUCUGGGAGAACUCUGAGUCGAAAUUCUGCAGAUCACAGAGGGAACUUUGUGACUUGAGCUGCAAGGGUGUUAGAGCCAGAAAUGGCUGACUCUUGCAGUCAGUCAGCACAGAUGCCUGGCCCCAAAGCCUUCAUCCAUGUCCAUUCACCUAAUUUGCCCUUGGUGAUGUGCUCUGCUCUUUCAAGGGAUGUUGAGUGUUUCAGUAUAGGUUGGGUGUUGGAAGGAGCAGGUGCUGGGAGUUGGGAGUCUGCUUCAUAGAGUACUUGCUGAAAAGAACAGGGGCAAUAGGUAUGGUAUGGUAAAUGUGACUGUCUUAUCUUUGGAGGUCAAAGUUCAGUGCCCUUUCUGGCUGCUGAAAGGGGUCCAAAGGCAUCCUCAGUGUG
Molecule: messenger RNA, 1894 nt
Organism: Grammomys surdaster
Lineage: Eukaryota; Metazoa; Chordata; Mammalia; Rodentia; Muridae
Gene: Npy4r
Product: neuropeptide Y receptor Y4
Exons: 2
Coding region: 219-1346 (375 amino acids)
Biological process (GO): G protein-coupled receptor signaling pathway
Cellular component (GO): plasma membrane; neuron projection
Molecular function (GO): pancreatic polypeptide receptor activity; neuropeptide binding
Source: RefSeq, a predicted model, not a curated record